Arabidopsis arenosa is the source of this 1967-nucleotide messenger RNA. Lineage: Eukaryota; Viridiplantae; Streptophyta; Magnoliopsida; Brassicales; Brassicaceae. The record is from the annotation of a GenBank genome assembly.
GAUUCUCGUCUAUUUCCUUAUUCUCUCGAUUUGGGUUUUCUUUUUUGUCCACCGUCAAGUGAAUUUCUCAACGAAAUUUUCAAUCUUUCGGUUAAUUUCUCCAGAAACCCUUUGGAUCUGUUUUUUUCCUCCCCAAUUACUAAAUUUCUAGGUUGGGAUAGUUUUUGGUUUUAGAAGAUACUAAUGGCUGGAGUACUAGCUGGGGAAUGUUCUUACAGUGAGAGUGGAGUUUCAUCACACUCGAGGAAUUCUCAUGAGAAGCAAGAAGAGGUUUCCCGCUGGUAUUUUGGAAGAAAAGAAAUAGAAGAGAAUUCACCGUCAAGGUUGGAUGGUAUUGACUUAAAGAAAGAAACUUACCUCCGCAAAUCCUACUGUACGUUUUUGCAGGACUUGGGCAUGAGAUUGAAAGUAGCGGAGAAAAUACUUAGAUCUUUACUGAGCCCUCUCUUCAUGGUGUUUCCACAGACUAUUGCAACUGUAUGCAUGUUCCUUGCUGGAAAGGUAGAGGAAACUCCACGGCCCUUGAAAGACGUUAUUUUUGUCUCCUAUGAGAUAAUAAACAAGAAGGAUCCUGGUGCUUCACAGAAAAUCAAGCAAAAGGAAGUAUAUGAGCAACAAAAAGAGCUUAUAUUAAAUGGAGAAAAAAUUGUUCUUUCUACUUUGGGCUUUGACCUCAAUGUUCAUCAUCCUUAUAAACCCCUUGUAGAAGCUAUAAAGAAAUUUAAGGUUGCACAGAAUGCUCUCGCCCAAGUUGCAUGGAAUUUUGUUAAUGAUGGUCUUCGGACAUCACUCUGCCUGCAAUUUAAGCCUCAUCAUAUUGCGGCUGGUGCAAUAUUUCUUGCGGCCAAGUUCCUUAAAGUGAAGUUACCUUCAGAUGGGGAGAAGGUUUGGUGGCAAGAAUUUGACGUCACACCCCGACAAUUGGAGGAUGUUAGCAACCAAAUGCUUGAGCUUUAUGAGCAAAACCGUGUCCCUGCAUCUCAAGGAAGCGAAGUCGAAAGUAGUGUAGGUGGAGGGUCAGCUCAGCGGCCAGGCUCCAGAAAUGCAGUUUCAACCGAUGAGCAUGUUGGUUCUAGGCAAACAUCAGUACGUUCAACCCAUGAAAAUUCAAAUUCUGAUAAUCAUUCAUCGAAAGGAGUAUUGAAUCAGAACAAUGAAAAUGGGGCUGGUGAGGCAGCUAAUGUCAGUGUCGAUCACAAAGAGGAGAUAGAGAGAGAAACAAAAGAAAGCAGCCUACAUCCUGAAAGUCAUCCACCCCAUAAGGACAAUGUAAGAGAAGCCCCCCAUAACUCUAGACCUUUAGUUGAGGGACCUGCGAAAGACAACUCAGAAAGAGAGGGUGGAGAGAUUCAAGAUGAUGGUGCUGUUCAUAAAUCUAGAAAUGUUGAUGUGGGUGAUGCCCCAAUCAGCCAAUCGCCAAAAGACUUAAAAUUGCUUCGAGAUAAGGUGAAGGCUAAACGAGAGAAAGCUAAGAAGUUACUAGGUGAAAGGACAAGGAAAAAGGAUUUGAUGGAUGAGGAUGAUUUGAUUGAAAGAGAAUUGGAAGAUGUGGAACUAGCUGUUGAGGAUGAAAAGACGAAGGAAAGGAAAGUAGAGAGCAGGCCAAAAGCCGAGAACUCUGAUCUCAUGGGUACAGAACAUGGUGAGAUUCUAGAUGUUAAAGGAGAAGUCAAAAAUACAGAGGAAGGCGAAAUGGUAAACGAUGUGUCCCCAAUGAUGCAUAGCAGAAAGAGAAAAAUGGGAAGCCCUCCUGAAAAGCAGUCAGAAGGAAAGAGACGCCACAAUAGUGAGAAUGGUGAAGAAGGCCACCACAACAAGACGAGCAGAGGUAGUAGCCAUCAUGGUGAUAGAGAGCACAGAAGACACUCACAAGAGAAUAACCAUUCAUAAGAAGAGGUAAUGAUUAUUAAAACUGCUACUCUUUAUAUUCCAUCUUAUGGUCUUUUUAAUAAAGACCUUUGGCACUU